AGAUAAGACUCAAUGUAGUCAGAGACCUCAAACAACCACUAGAGGACGUCUAGUCAAUAACUUAAACAGAAAGGAAAUAAACCCGGAACGUAAAAAAGAGCCCACUGACUACGUAAUUUCCUGCCCAGAGAUUUUUUACGUUCAUCAAAAUGGCAACGCCGAGUAGUGGCACGUCCAGGCGUUUAGUUCAGUAUGUUAUCGUCCGGUCAGACCUCAUACACACUUUAUCAUGGCCUUUAGGCGCCGUCAUAACUCAAGCCUGUCACGCGGCCACUGCAGCCAUUCAUUUACACUACAGUGACCCCGAUACUCAAGAAUACCUGGCAGAACUGGACCGCAUGCACAAAGUGGUACUGCAGGCACCGGACGAGGCUUCUCUCUCCACUCUUUCCAGUACUCUACAUGAAAAAGAUAUAGCGCAUAAACUAUGGAUGGAGCAGCCCGAAAAUAUCCCCACUUGCUUGGCUUUAAAACCCUACCCUAAAGAGACUGUGCAACCCUUUCUAAAAAAGUUCAAGCUUUUCAAAUGACAGGAGCCCUUCAUGGAUUGCACAUAACAGUGAAACACUGGUCUCUAGAUUGGCAUGUGGCAAUAAAGAUGAUAUGGAUGGUGAACAUGUACUUUUGUGUCUAGUGGAAUUUCAUAAUUUGAUUUGUGUAAUUAUGAAUUGAAUAGCCUCUUAACAAUUUUUUUUUUAGGGUUCAACUGCCUUUGAAUUGCACCAUACAUUUUUAUCAACAUUCAUUCUCUUGUUAUAUAUCAACUAUAAUAACAAGAAGUCUCUGUCUGUGGCAAAACAUGCUACUUGGUUCAAUUAGUACACCAGAAAAGCUACUGAAAUACCAAUACUUUAAUAUCUGUAAACAAACUGAAUGUUUUUCUCUUUUUCUUCUGCACAUUGAUCAUAUGGGUAAUACUGCAUCAAAAAUUUCUGACUGAAAGCAUCCCGAGUCUAUUAAAGAUAAACUGAUGAUUCUGUCCCAAAAGCACAAGGAGAACCUUUGAAGUUUCUGUCAGCUCAAACUUUUCUGGCCAUAUUCUGGCAUGACCUCUCUCAUCAAAAAGGCAUUUCCAUCCACAGAACUGUUGCUGAAUGGAUGUUAUUUUGUUUUUGGCACCAUUCUGAGUAAACACUAGAGACUGUUGUGUGUGUGAAAAUCCCAGGAGAUCAGACGUUACAGAAAUACUGAGACCAACCUGUCUGGCACCAACAAUCAUUCCACGGUUGAAAUCACUCAAUCACAUUUUGUCCCCAUUCUGAUGGUUGAUGUCAACAUUAACUGAAGCUCCAGGCUUCUGUAUUAUUCUUUUGCAUUGCUGCCACACGACAGGCUGAUUAUAUAAUUGGAUGUACAAGUAGUGUACAGGUGUUCCUAAUAAAAUCCUUAUGGAGUGUAUAUACAAUUUAGUCAAAUACUGAUAACACUGAAAAUAAAAAUU
Molecule: messenger RNA, 1441 nt
Organism: Xyrauchen texanus (razorback sucker)
Lineage: Eukaryota; Metazoa; Chordata; Actinopteri; Cypriniformes; Catostomidae
Gene: ptrhd1
Product: peptidyl-tRNA hydrolase domain containing 1
Exons: 2
Coding region: 150-530 (126 amino acids)
Molecular function (GO): peptidyl-tRNA hydrolase activity
Source: RefSeq, a predicted model, not a curated record